CAAAAUUGUAGACGUGCUACCAAAAUCUUGUUUGUAGCUGUUGUUGCUGACUUUUUAUUUUUCUGGUUUUAUCAUAUUGAUAUUAUUGUUAUUAACGAUUAAUAAUGAGUGACAAUUGGCGACAAACAAUGAUGAACAUUACUGAUCGUAUAUUUCCAUCUCUUCCACCCGAAGAAAAAGUUGGGUCAGCUUUUGGUAACGAAAUCGUGUCUAGUCUUCCACUGCAAAUGUCACUAUAUUUUAACAUCGUAUACUUUCCAUUUUGGCUUUAUACAUUCUUAUCACUGAUUUCGUUUAAAUUGAGUUGUUUAAGCAUGUUGACGCAAACUAUAAUUUCCGUGUCUUUAUUUUUGAUAUUAAUUUUAGAAUGUGCUCGAUUGUACUUGGGUGUUCAAGGAAAUCUUAAUGAAAAAAUUCCGGAUUUGGCUGCAUUUUGGAUGUUUUCGUUAAUCCUCCAAUUACCUUUACAGUUAGUAUUUUUGUGUUUGAAUACUAUGCCUGUCGAAAUCGCUGUUCACAGUAUAAUGUGCAUUUUGCUUAUGUCACAACUCAUUUUUGGGUUCAUAGUUCUACGUGACAUGGCAAAACACCACAAACUCCGUUUCCAUGUAUCACAAUUUUAUUACAGCCAGCACAGCAAAACUGAAUGAACUAUAAAUAUGAAACAUGAAAUAUGUGAUCUGCUAUUGCAUUGUCUGUGUAAAAAUAUCAUUUUAAAUCAUCCAAACGCGUUAUAAUAUUUAGCUAUGGGUUUUCUAUUUUCACAAAAUUUAAUUAAUGCAAUUACAUCAAGUAUUUUUGCAUACCUUUAUUAAUAUUUUAAAUACAUAUUCAUAAUAGAUGAUUCGUAUUAUCACACUUUCGCAAAAGAAAAGCAAAUGUUUAAAAAUGUUUUUGGUUCGAGUUUUUUGUGCAUGCGGAUGAUGUUCGCAAGUAGGAUGGCAUCGUAGUGCAACAAAAGAACUUUGUUAAGGGCGAGUUAACGACCGAAAGAGGUAAAUGAGUCGAGAGAAGGACUGGUCGGGCAUAUUCAAACACCAGAUGGAAGAGAUAAUAGAAUAUUACGCGGAAACACAGAAGUAUUUAAUAUAAUAUUAUACAUGUGCGGUAUGUGUUCCAAGGGACGUUUUAAGGGUUAAACCAUUGUCUAGGGACUCCGGGAUACGCCAGUGCGCCGUUUGUCUUACAGUUGUGUGCGCCAUAUCUCCGCGUGUAUAAUAUAAUGAAAGUUAAUGAGGUUGAAAUGCAGAUUGCAAAGCAAGACGGUACCGUUUUCGCUGAUUAAUGGCUCCCCGUUCGCGGAGGAAACAAUGCGAUAAUAACUUUAUUACGCCGGACGAACAAGUCGUGUCGCUCAGGAAAUCCAGCCCAGAGUGUGUUAUCAGGUCUCUCGAGAUCUAUCUUAUGUUGUAAUCGCAUUGAUAUAAUAUAAUACAAUACUCCGACAGACAUCGGUUCGUUUCCAAUACUGUAAUAUAGCAUUAUUAUAAAUUACCAUGACGUAUACAGUUAUAAUAUAUCUAAAUAUUAAUAA
Melanaphis sacchari is the source of this 1534-nucleotide messenger RNA. Its product is annotated as transmembrane protein 17-like. Gene Ontology annotation, cellular component: ciliary transition zone. Lineage: Eukaryota; Metazoa; Arthropoda; Insecta; Hemiptera; Aphididae. Gene Ontology annotation, biological process: non-motile cilium assembly. The transcript is spliced from 5 exons. Bases 105 to 650 code for a protein of 181 amino acids. The record is from RefSeq and is a predicted model, not a curated record.